AUGCGCAGCCUCAUUGCCAUCGUGGCCAUUGCCUUUGCAACACAGAUCUCCGCAGCAUGUACCCGCGAAGCCCUCAAAUCUAUCACAGACGAAUUCCUCGCCGCUCAAACUGCGGGACAAACAACCUUCCCUUCCCUUUCUAGCACCGUCGCAUACACCGAAAACCGGAAGAGCGUCGACAUCAAAACUAGCAUUCUCUCCAAACCCAUGAAAAUCGACCAUGCCCGGGCCCAACACGACACAACUCAAUGCGCUGGGUUCACUGAGUUUAUUGUCAUCAACACCGCCGCGCCGUAUGUAAUCGCAACGCAACUCCGUCUCGACAACAGCACCAAAGUAUCGCAAAUCGACACCAUCUGGACAAGCAAAGGAGACUGGCUCUUCAACGUCACAGGCACAUACUACUGGGCCACGCGUGAGAAGUGGGAUCCUAUCCCCGCCGCCAACCGCGAUACGCGUGCUGUCAUCAAAGCAGCAGGAGAUGCCUACUGCGAUCUCUUCAACAACAAAAGCGUCACAGUGCCGUGGGGCUCGCCGUGCGCUCGCCUCGAAGGUGGUGCCUAUACAGGCAAGGGCGAGGCGACGGAUAGAUGCGACGUCGGUGUUCCGAGCGGUGUGCCGCUGGUCAACAGGCAAUAUGUUAUCGACGAAGAGUAUGGGACUGUGGAUGUUAUCAUGGAUUUUGGAGGUGUGGCAGGACAGGUUGGGGCGGAUGGGUUGCCGGAUAGUCAUGAGUUUAGGGUUGAAGGGGGGAAGUUGAGGUACGUGCACACGCUUUCAAGUUGUGGUGGGAAGGCGUGCAUAUAG
Molecule: messenger RNA, 807 nt
Organism: Alternaria ventricosa
Lineage: Eukaryota; Fungi; Ascomycota; Dothideomycetes; Pleosporales; Pleosporaceae
Exons: 1
Coding region: 1-807 (268 amino acids)
Source: RefSeq, a predicted model, not a curated record